Chilo suppressalis (striped riceborer) is the source of this 5579-nucleotide messenger RNA. Lineage: Eukaryota; Metazoa; Arthropoda; Insecta; Lepidoptera; Crambidae. The record is from the annotation of a GenBank genome assembly.
AUUUAUGUUAAUUUAUUUAUUUCAAUGAAAAACUAUAUUUUUUUUUCCAACCAAAUAACAAAAUACACAAAACUAAUAGAUAUGCGAAGCCUCUCCGUGUCAUUUUACUAAUCAGAUUCUAAAUUCUCAAAUCCUUCCAUAUCACUAUGUGAGCUCUCAUCCUCGUCAUCGCUGUCACUAUCUACUAUCGCCUGUAUUAAUCACUAGCCUAUCAGUAUAACUGUCUAAAUGAUGUUCAGUUCUUCGAUAUUCAUUUUCACAUUUUAUUGCGUGUUCACAAACAUUUUUCCACUCCUCAGCUCCAAUAAUGGUUACUUUUUCAGUCAAUAAAAUUUUCACCGAAUUCAAUUUCAUAUCCACAUUUCUAGCGGCUACAUAGCCUUUUAAUUGAGACCAUAUUUUUUCAAUAGGAUUGAAAUCCGGGUGAUAUGGCGGCAAUCGCAACGUAGUGUGCCCAUGUUCAUCAAAUAAAGAAAACUCUGUAAAAUUUUCCUUGUGGCGACAUAACAUAGCAUAAGUCUGUGGUUUCAUCAAAUUAGGAUCAACUGGAAUGAUAAGUGUGUUUAACCAGUUUAUCAUUUCCUGUUUUAUAGUGUUGGAAUUUGGGGGUCUCUCUUCAUAUUUGUUAUGAUAAGGUGAGUUGUCAUUAACCAGAACGGAGUUAUUGGGAAUAUUUGGUAUUAAUUGAUUUAUCAGCCAUUUCUCAGAGUUUUCAUUAUUCAUCUCUUUGUGGUAAUUACCUGUGGUAAGUGUGGAUUUAUAUGUUAAAAAAGCUCCGGGAACAAAAUCUUUUUCGUUGCCUGCAUGAACUAUUAUCAACCGUUGACCCUUCGAAAUUGGCUUCUUUACUUUUUUUCCUAUUUUUUUAUUAUCAAUCCAACUUUUGCCUUUUGUGUGGGAUGUAUGUAUGUAAGACUCAUCUAUAUAAAUUAUAUUUCUUCCUUCAUUGCGAAAAUUGCAUAUCUUAUCUAGGGUAUUCAAUUCGUUUGAGUCUUAUCUAUAUAUAUAUUAGUCAUCAUGUUUUCCAUUAAAACUAUUCUGUUAUCUUUCAUUUUAGUGAACCGAAAUCCCAUCUCUAGAAGAUUUUUUCUCAACGUCUUUUCAAAUCCAUUAUAGUUAAUAGCCUCAGAUAAUUUGAUUUUCAAUGCUUUAAUUAUCGGAAAUUCAUUAAAUGUUAAGUGAAAAUCAUACACCAUUCUUCGAACAACAUCCUAAUCAAAAUCAUCCAAAUCCAAACGGUGUUGCUUUUUGGUCGCCCUUUUUUUGGGAGUACCAAACUUAAAUUUUUAUUUUUAUUUAUUUGUUUAUAGUCAGGCAACGAAGGCCCAUAGAUAAAUACCUUAUAGUCUAACAUAAAUACGGAUAUAGGUAAUACAUUAAAUGUUAGUAAUUAAAAAAUAAUAAUAAUUAUGUUAGUAGAAACCUAAUUAACACGUAUAGACGGCGACGUGUGACGCGGAGUGGUGUCAGGUAGCCGGCCUCGGAACCGCCGGAACACAACACCUUUCGGCCUAAAAUCUUCUUUUAUGAACGUCGCCAGAUGUUCGGUUGGCACCCACACCACAAAGGAAUUAAAAUUCACAUUGUGACGGGACUCCAACCGUGCGACUCUGAGGGAGAAUUUGGUCUUAAUCCGCAGGUACUCUACGAUCUCCUCUUCCUUCGUAGAGUAAUGCAGUCGGGACACGUACAGCGGCGUCGUCGGUAUUGCAGGACGCAGCAGAUGGUCCAGUCGGGGCGGCACCACACAGAUUGCGGCGAAUGGGCUUCCUCUUCUUCCUUUCCACUUUAAUGAAACUCUCUUCGUCAGAAAUCCGCUUUUGUGACGCUGCCGGAGUAGCACGUUGGAUGCUGAGUUUGCUACUCUUCUCUGUUUGUUGUUUACUACGACGCUCGCAAUUCGGAACCGCAUCAACGGGUCGGCUGGCGGCUGCUGCUGCGUAGGCACGUUGCGGUGUAGACGUGCAUGCACGUGACGUCUCCGGUGUGACGGAGGGGCGGGCGGCGGCGGUGGAGCACGAAUUAAAUUCUUACUGUACAGUGGCGCACGACCGCUUGCAAGUACGCAUCGCACUACACUGAAAUGAACUCGGCUAGCUUCAUUUAAUAUAUUUCUGACAGUUUUUCUUGAAAUUCCAGUAGUACUCGCAACUCGCUCUUGAAUCUUCAUAAAAUAAUUACUGCCAUCAUCAUCCUUAAUUUUACUUUCUUUCAUGAAAUAUUUAUACACAAUCUAAAAAAUUUCGCGAGACUGUCCGUGCCAUGGUUUCCCACUUUUUAUUUUAGAUGCCAUGAAUAUUUUUUUGUUGUUGGUGUUAGCAACUCUGUAUACAUAUUAGAAGAAGAACACGACUACUCCUCAGCGACGUUUAACUACGACUGACAAGUUAGCGACUAAACGUCAGGUUGAUAAGGGUGACAGAGACGGCGCUAUACGAAGCCGAAGCUAGCCGAGUAUCUCUUUCUAAAGCACGAUGCGACUUAUAAAUGGCCGGGUACUGUAUACUAUUAGAGAGAGAGAGAGAGAGUUUGAUGUGAUGGUGGAAUAUAUUUACCCUUGUAUCGUAUCUUAAAAAGAAAGAAAGCUCGUAAGUUAGCGAGAAACAGAGGGUCUCCAUUUGGGAGAGAUAUCCAUUUCUGUUACGUUAUGUCUAAAACACUGUCCCGUAAUGCGGUCCAGUAAGAUGGAUAGUGCGUAGAGGACUUUAGGAUCUUGAUAUUUUCUGGAAAAAUUCUAGAUAUAUUCUAUGAUCCUCGGAAAGUGUAGGAGAUACUCAAAGCGGAAAGUACUAUCAAUAAGUGUUAUAGUCUAUAUUCUUUUUCCAAUUUUAUUCUCUUGAUAUGCUAAAGUUUAUUCUUCUUUACAAGAAUGUCAAAUGCGCAGAUACUUUUGUUGAAUAACAUAACUUAGAUUUAUUACCUAAAGUUACUAAAUGUCUAUUUGAACUAGCUUGAAUAACUAAUGUCUUUAGUAACCAUGCUAAGAUCGUAAAGUAUGGAAUUUAAAUAUAAACUGAAAGGAAAUGCCGACACCCAAACAAAAUGAGCCAAGGAAGAGCAUUCUAGUUGUUCCAAGUCGAGUGGUUAGCAGACCUGAUGAUGUUGAAGGAGGAGAAGAAACUGAAAUUGCUGCUCAAAUAUCAGUUCCACAAGAAGGCGGGUGGGGUUGGAUAGUUGUCAUUGCCUCCUUUUGGUGUGCCAUGAUUUUAGAUGGAAUAGUUUUUACAUUUGGUAGUUUACUUAGCGAUAUGACCAAUCAACUUGGCGUAUCAGAGUCUUUAGUUUUAUUGAUAAAUUCUGUGGCAAUUGCAUUAUAUUUUUUCUGUGGGCCCCUAGCAUCGGCCUUCAUAAAUCGAUUCGGUUUCAGAGCUUGUGCAAUGUCAGGAUCGGUUAUUUGUUCAUGUUCAUUAUUUUUGUGUUAUUUCGUCACCAACUACUUCUUGUUGAUUGUGUUUUAUGGCGUUUUAGCCGGAUUUGGAUAUUGUCUGAUUAAUAUGGCUUCGGCAUUGGUAGUUGGAUUUUAUUUUGAAAAACUACGUUCAAUUGCUUUAUCAUUAGCAACUUCCGGCUCCAGCGCAGGUGUAUCGGCUUUAUUUCCUCUAAACGAUUACUUAGUUGGUUUAGCAGGUUGGCAAACUACAACUCUGUUACAUUCUGGAUUGUUAGGUACAAUAUUUUUUGUGAGUAUGGCAUUUCGACCUUUAUUAUCUCUAACAGUAAUAAAAACUUCAGAUGAUCCAACACGCACUGUUACAUAUUUGCCAAAUUUAUCGAAAGUAGCGGUUCCAUCAGCACCAUCAAGCUCUAAGAUAGAAGGUCUGAAACCAACUGCUGCUGAACGUUUAUUUAGUGCUGUCUCUAAUGUAAAUUUUCCAACUGCUGCAGCUGUCGUCGAAGAUGAGUUGACCAAACCUAGUACCCAACCUGGUCCAUCAACUGCUGCUGCAUCUAAACUCACUCUUACAGCACACCAUCCUCAAGGAGUUAGUCGUCGUCAUAUAAAACAAGUACAGUCUCUAAUGUCUAGGACCAGCGUACAAGAUAAGACUAAGAAUAUUGAAGUCGUCAUAAAUGUAGAAGAACGUCCUAAAAAACGGAGCUGCUGGGCACGAUUAUGCCAUUGGGAAGAACACGUACCCCAAUCAAGACCUCUAUAUAGAGAUGAUGCAUUUUAUGACGGAAAUAUAGAAAAGUUACCUAUUUAUCAGAAAAGUAUGAUGGAUACCGGUGCUGAAGCAAAAACGGGACUUGAAUAUCAAUUAGCUGUAUCUCGAGCAAUAACAGCCGGAGAUUUACAUGAACAUAGAGGUGUAUUUACUACUGCUGCACGAAGAGUAUUAGCGACAAUGAUGGAUCCAGCCUUGCUAAAAAGGCGUUCUUUCUUAGUAUUAUCAUGUUCAGGCUUUUUAGUUUAUUUAGGAUUUUUGGUUCCUUAUAUUUACAUAAAAGAGCGAAGCUUAAACAUUGGAAUUGACCAAAAUAAUGCUACAAUAUUAGUGUCAGUAUUGGGUAUUGCAAACGCAAUGGGUAGACUAGUAGUUGGAGCAUUAGCUGCUAAGAUAGACCCCUUAAAACUUUAUACAGUCGCAUGCUUCGUUGGAGGGCUUAGUACUAUACUUUCAAAUUGUUCAUAUAAUAUGUAUUAUCAAUAUGGAUACGUGUCUGUUUAUGGAUUUUUCGCGAUUAACCUAGUUUCUUUGCGAAGUAUGGUAAUAGUUUCAAUGUUUGGCCUGGAUAAAUUAACAAGUGCAACGGGAAUGAUGUUGUUAUUCGUAGGUUGUGGCAGUUUGAUAAGCACACCGUUAGCUGGUGUUAUAAAGUCACAAUAUGGAUAUUCCAUGGCCUUUUAUGUAGCUGGAAUAUUUAUUGUGGGAAGUGGUUUUGUAUCAUUAUCAAUAUAUAGCCUUAUUAAAAAAGAAAGGCUUAAGGAAAGAUUACCAGAAAGGCCUGCAAAAUAGCAGUAGGGUAAACAUUAACAAGGUAGCAGACCAUAUGAGACUGCUUCAAAUUAUAAAUCUAGUUGAUUGUCAAAUAUUAAAUAAUUAUCAAAAAAUAUUUUAUUUACUUAUAAUGCAUAUUUCUCGUGUAAAAUGCUCAAAUACAGGUGAUGUUCACAAAGAAUGAAGCCGGAAAUAUAUAUUUGUCUGUCGUGUUGUGUCGUAACAAGGGCUUGCAUACGAAAAGUUUUGUUUUUAUUAGAAUAUUAAACGAUUUUUUUUUUAAAGUUUAAACUGUUUUAUUGAUCAUGUUUUUAAAGGAUUUCUAAUUUAACAAGACCACUGCAUCUCAUGGCAUAAAUCUAAUAAUAUUUUUAACAAAUAAAUCAUACGACAAAUAACACAACAUUUUUGAUGAAACUAGAAAAAAAAGUAGGUAUUAAAUAUCUGUUAUUUAUAACGUCGGAGAUGCACUCACAUACGCACAUUACAAUUCAAACUUAUUUUAUUUUUAUAGUUAAUUAAGUAAAUGACUCUACCCCACUUGAUCUUAAGUGAUGAAAGAAGAAGAAGAAGAAGAUGAGUGAGAAGAUGUAGGUGCAGCAGUUAUUAACUACCACGCCAACAAUCCUAACCUUGUCG